Zygotorulaspora mrakii is the source of this 813-nucleotide messenger RNA. RefSeq lists its product as uncharacterized. The record is from RefSeq and is a predicted model, not a curated record. The coding region runs from base 1 to 813 and encodes 270 amino acids. The transcript has a single exon. Lineage: Eukaryota; Fungi; Ascomycota; Saccharomycetes; Saccharomycetales; Saccharomycetaceae.
AUGAAUAAGUUGGUUGGCGUAUGCUCAAAAAAAAAUCCCAUAAAACGUUUAUUUGUGCAAUCUAUCAGAUCCUACUCCAAUGAAGGGGUAGUUGUGUCUGAUUUUGCUACAAAGAAGAAGGGCACAGGUAAAGGGCCGUUUAUUGAGCUACCAGAACUCAAAUCACUUCAGGACUCCAUUUUGAUCAAGCUUCCUAGUUCAUGUACGAUAUAUGGAAAUCUCAAGAAUUUCAAUGCCAUAAGUCCAGACCCAAGAGCCAACGGCCAGACUGUUUUGGAAAGAGCAUAUGAUAAACAAACUGGACUUUCAAAAUUAUCCACAGGCCAGUAUCCUCUCAAUAUGAUAAUGUUAUCUCCAGCAUCAAUGUCCAGUACAGCAAUAAUCAAGAUAGAUAGUUACACGAAGGGGCUUUUCGUUCCAAAUUUUUUCAAAAGUACUCUAUGUUAUGGUGGCGAUCUAAGUCUCGAUAAUCAGAGUGGUGAGGUCAAAGGUCUGGGAAUAGUUGCCCUUGCUGGUGAAGGACCUGUGUACAAAAUGAUCCUUUCUAAAAUUGACACAAUUAUGGUUUCGAAGGAAACUAUUCUCGCGUAUGACUCGAAUAUUAAAGUGCACUCGGUGACUUUAGGAUCCUACUACAGUUUUCCAAUCCGUUUAAAGACGUUCUUCAAAAAACUUCCAAGUCCAUAUUCAGAAUACUUGACGAGUCUUUGUGACAAAAUUUUCAACAGAGAUAAAUCCUUUUGUAAAAUAAACGGUCCUGGCAUUCUGUUUUUACAGACUCAAAGCAUGCGAACGCCUACGAAUCAUGCAUAG